UGGUCAGUCACGGCCAGACGCCAGUCGGUUGUUGGCGAUCAGCGUGCGAGGUCGAGUUGCGCGACGUGGUGGUUUUUGUGCGCGAAAACACACACGAUCGGCAGGCAAGCAACGGGCAGCGAGUCCCUCACCAGGCGAUUCCAUGAUCACGCCCGCGAGAAACGCCGAUCUGCCGGAGCGCUCAACCUUUCUCGACGGCAAGGCAUAUCGGGCAUUUAAGAAAAUGCCGCUCCUAUCCCAGCUGUCGCGACGGUUUCACGAUAUGUUAACGACGGACGCGAAACCGGAUCCACCGCGGACCGGGAGUUACAUGCACAAUCUUACAACGACCCUGGACGAGGAGUCGACGAAAACGCAGUCGAAGUCGAUGCCCGCUACCCCGGAAAAGGAGCAGGACGAGGUAACGUCGUCGAUGCACGGGCAAAAGUCGGUCCCGGACGACGCGAGACCGACAACACCCACCGAUUUUUGUACAAAACCGGAAGACCUUGGCGACACGAGGUCGACGAGCGAGUCGAAGGAGUAUAAGCGACCAAGGACGAGAACGAAGCCGAAAUACAAAUAUUCGCAAGGUACGAAUAUUGUAAACUACAACAUAGUCAAUUCUAAUGGGGUGAAGAUCGGCUCGCGCACGAGUUACAUAUGCAAUGUAAAUCAGUACUCGGCGAACAAUAACGCGGCGCAGCCCGAGGCGGCUUCGAAGCCAAAGUAUCGGCCGAUGCCAGACAACGUGGAGGAGUUGAGCACGUGCGAGGAAGAGCUCGGGUUCGACGACAUGCUCACUAUUAAGACACACAUCGGGCACGGGUGGCGGGAUAUCGCGAGGAGACUCUCGUAUUCGGACGGGCAGAUCGAUCAAUUCGAGGAGAAUUACAGGCACAAGGGUAUCGACGAGGUGAUCUAUCAGCUACUGCUCGAUUGGAAGCAAGCCAAUACACGGGAUGCUCAACUCGGCACGUUAGUCAGCAUACUGUGGUCUUGCCAAGAGUACGACUGCGUCGAGCGAUUAGCUGCAGCUCGCAAGAAUCCGUCUUAGUUGGGCGCGGCACGUGGAAAUCUCUACCUGACAUUGUACAUACGUUUACACAAGCGAUUGUGAUUUUUUCUACUCGAGAUAACUUAGUUUUUAUACAUAUUGUAUUUUAGCGCGUAGUUUAUAGACACGCGGUAUGCGCACCAUUCCGAUUGCGAAGGUCGUCUACACUCGUCUAACAUGUCGGAAAGAAUCGACUGAAAGAAUAUUGUUGGCAGAGCUAAUCUGCAUUCAGCGUAUGAUCCAACAUUGUACGAAAUGGCAACGAGCUUGCGUUUUGAGCAGAUACAUGAUCUGGUUAAUAAUACAAGAAAACGAAGGACGAAUCCAACGUCGCUUUGCUCGAUACAUACGUCUACACGUAAUAUUUCAAUGCGUGUGUAUACACAUGCAUUUUUUUGUACUUAUCUCUAACCCAUUUUGUAAAAUCUAGCAGGAAUAAACAUGCAAUUCUCC
Vollenhovia emeryi is the source of this 1489-nucleotide messenger RNA. RefSeq lists its product as uncharacterized. The record is from RefSeq and is a predicted model, not a curated record. The coding region runs from base 143 to 1036 and encodes 297 amino acids. The transcript is spliced from 4 exons. Gene Ontology annotation, biological process: signal transduction. NCBI's taxonomy places the organism in Eukaryota, Metazoa, Arthropoda, Insecta, Hymenoptera, Formicidae. Gene Ontology annotation, molecular function: protein binding.